Pseudovirgaria hyperparasitica is the source of this 390-nucleotide messenger RNA. RefSeq names its product FKBP-type peptidyl-prolyl isomeras-like protein. The record is from RefSeq and is a predicted model, not a curated record. The coding region runs from base 1 to 390 and encodes 129 amino acids. Gene Ontology annotation, molecular function: peptidyl-prolyl cis-trans isomerase activity. The transcript has 6 exons. NCBI's taxonomy places the organism in Eukaryota, Fungi, Ascomycota, Dothideomycetes, Acrospermales, Acrospermaceae.
AUGGGGGUUCAGAAACAGGUGAUCAAGUCAGGCAAUAACAUGGACUGGCCUCGACAGGGAGACAUUGUCACAAUGGAAUACACCGGAUACCUCUACGAUCCUUCCCAAGCUGCAAACGGUUAUAGAGGGGUACAAUUUGAUACAUCAGUUGGCCGAGGAGAUCUCACGACGAAGAUAGGGGUUGGUCAGAUCAUAAGAGGUUGGGAUGAAGGGAUUCUAGGAUCUUCGACGGCGUAUGGCAUGUCUUUGGGUGAGAAGGCUACCCUAAUGAUUACGAGCGAUUACGGAUACGGUUCACGAGGAUUCUUAAGAGCCAUCCCUCCCGACAGUUCCUUAAUCUUCGACGUCACGUUGAAAGCCAUCAACGGCAAGCGAGCCUAUUGGAUCUAA